Homalodisca vitripennis (glassy-winged sharpshooter) is the source of this 2207-nucleotide messenger RNA. RefSeq lists its product as uncharacterized. The coding region runs from base 243 to 1898 and encodes 551 amino acids. The transcript is spliced from 13 exons. The record is from RefSeq and is a predicted model, not a curated record. Lineage: Eukaryota; Metazoa; Arthropoda; Insecta; Hemiptera; Cicadellidae. Gene Ontology annotation, molecular function: zinc ion binding; ubiquitin protein ligase activity.
UUUGAGGUUACAAAUAGUGUUUAUUUUAAAUUCUAGUGAAGACGUAUUUACAAACAUUCAGACCUUUAAUGUGAGGGAGGAAUGCCUGAGGGAUCGAACGUGGUGUGGACUUUGAAAAUGCAGAGAAAUUGUUGUUACUGUGAACAGUUUAACCUGUCUCAUUCCCCCGGGGGCCAAUAUGCAUACAGAGAGAUUAGUGGUUUAUUGAAAGUGUACAUUGCAUAAACCCUGAUUGUGUUGAGAUGGCUCGAGCAGCACCCUGGAGACAGACCUGUCCACAGACGAUCCGUUCCAUCCAGCAGCUCGCGGUCCUCAGUCCACUGUUCCUCCUGAGACAGAGCGGACCGGCGGCCUAUAUCGUGCAGGAGAGCGAUGCCAAGCCCGUGCAGGUACGGUUGGGAGACCCUCACUACUGCAGCUGCAAGGACCACCAGAAGAGCAGAGAUCUUUGCCUGCACAUCUGCUGGGUGCUGCUGAAGAAACUUCAGCUCAAACCGUUCAAUGCUCUUUCUUAUCAGUUGGGUUUGGUACCUCGCGAGAUGGCAGCCCUCCUGGAACCUCCCAGACAAGAGAGGAGAGUCUCCCGGAAGCCGUCCAAGGCUCAAGCGGAGAGUCAAUCCUCGGUACCCAGGAGACCGGUCCAGCCCGACGACAUCUGCCCGAUAUGUCUUCUCUCCUUCAGAGAUUCCAAACUACCAGUGGUCCACUGCCGCUUCAGCUGUGGUAACGCUGUCCAUACCCGCUGCAUGCUCCAGGUCGCCCGUCACCAGUUGGACUCCCAGGACGUGUCCUCCCAUCGCCUACUGACGUGUCCUCUCUGCAGGGGGCCGUUCUGUCGAGGGACAGAGUUAGCGGAGGCGGCCAAGAGAAGGGUGGCGCUCCCCGUGGCUCGAACCCGCGGCCUCAGUCCUGUGUCAUCUCAUGAUGUCACUUGUGUGUUCUGCAGGAUCCAUCCUGUGGUCGGCAACCUCUACCGCUGUCUUCAGUGUCCGCAGGUGUUAAUGUGUCCACAAUGUGUCAGUUGCCCUGAGUAUGCAGAGCUGCACUCCAACCACGGAUAUGCUGUCAAAAAGGACAAAUGGCAACCCGUCAGAGCAGCGAACUGGACACCCUCUCGGCCAGUCAAACCCAGAGUUCCGUCAAAACAGGUUGAGGAUGAGGUCGACACGCUAGUACUGAGGCCGUGUGCGUAUUGUGGCCUCGGUUUUCAGGUCUCGGACGUGUGGGCGGGGCAGUGGAAGGACUUCUUGCUCCAUAAGUCCUGCGUGGAGCAGUUGAGAGGAGACCAGCGCGCCUGCAAUCCUAGGAUGAGCGGAGGACUCCCCCUGAUAGACAUGACGACCCUGAUGGGACCCCCGGAGGUGAGGGUGGUGCGACUGAGCCUCACCACGAGACCCCAGGAGCCCCGGGCUCCGCCCCCAGAACUGCCCCGGGCCCCGCGACCUCCCCGCCAGCACGUGUCGCCCCUCAGGGUUCGCCCCCGGAGGACGAAGAAGAAGAAGAAGAGUCAGCAGAUACAGACCGAUGCGGACAUGGACUCUAAUAUGUCCAGAUUGCCGCUGUCUGUGACCCUGGGUCGAGCCCUGGGUGCCCAAGUCCAGCCUCUGAUGGCCAUCCUCAUGUCUCCGAGAGCGAGGACCUGCUCCCUGGAUUCUGAUGUCUCCGGUGAGGAAGAACAUUCUGACGAGGAUGAAAAAACCUCAUCCAAAGCGAAGGUCCCUCUUCUGUCCAUCACCUCACUGGAAUUGCCCGAGCUCGCGCCUGCGCGGAACCCUCAGUGUCAGCUAGUACGGCGCGUGCGCACUAGUGUCCGGCGCACCAGACAGCCUGCGCCGUGCGCCGUGGCCGCUGCGCAGAACAUCGCAUGCGCAGGUCACGGUUUGUCUGCGCGCAAGUGAUGCUACAAUGUCCGCCAGAGGCUGCUUCAACCACUGAGCUUAGCGAGGGUCCACUUAUUGUGAAUGGAGGAGGUGCCUUUCAUGUUAUCAAUGUAUACGACUCCGGAUAUUAACCCUAAAACUGUUCUAUGGCAGAGAACAGUCUGACUGCAUUAGUUCUUCGACCAUCAGGUUCUUAAUUAAAUUGUGAUGUAAGAUUUGUUGGAAUCGCAACGGAUAUUAGCUUUAUUAUGUUAUAGUGCUUUGAAAAUUGUAGCCAAGGCCAAAUUUGUAAUCGUUUAUUUGCUAUUAAAAAUGUGAGAACUAGUA